Molecule: messenger RNA, 903 nt
Organism: Suillus subalutaceus
Lineage: Eukaryota; Fungi; Basidiomycota; Agaricomycetes; Boletales; Suillaceae
Exons: 7
Source: RefSeq, a predicted model, not a curated record
CUACGUUCUUCCACUCCGCCAACUGUGUGAAAUGGCGUCUUCCCACCAUUACCACCACCACUACCACCACCACCACCUCCUCCACCGCCGCCGCCAGUGCGUGUGUGUGUACCGUCGCCACCAUUCUGUGCGCCGCACACCGCGGUCCCGAGCUCACGCCAUUAUGUGACUUGCUCCCUUUUCUGUGAACCCGUUACCUGUCGUUUCAAGUGUACGCAAUGUGGCCCAAGGAUAACUCUCAUGUGGAAAAUUAUCGGUGCAAUUGCUCUUCGCCUAUCAACGUGGCUGUUAGUGGACCCUCCCGCCUCCUUCUAUGACUCGCAUACCGGCUUGACAAUUAUUGGCAUUGGCGGACAUGCCCGAACACUCAACAUUCGCUGGUGCCGCGGUAUUCAGAAGCAAUGAAAAUACAGGCCCAAAUUACGCCCCUGCAACUUCUAGCGCUUCGACCGCGUGGUGGUCUGGACCCACUGUCGAUGGUCCACCAGACCAGCGCUUCCAGGGUAACUUCACCAUUUCUCCAGAGUUAUUGGCAAUGCAGAACUCUGGAUACCAGCACCAUGUGAACGAUAAUACGGCAUUCCGUAGCGUUCCUGAGAACUCUAUGUUAUCACACUCAGAGACAGCAGAUGAUAGAACGUUUUACUAUCCUCAAGAUCCAUUGUCAUAUAUUUGGAGCCAGUUCAGACCUGUUUGGUACAACCCAGGCCAAUUCCCUCCGUCCUCGCAGCGCCAGCUUGGCAUGCAUCUUGGCAACUUUCAUGGCAUACAUGGAAACGACAAGAAAGAGGUUACAUGCUUCUGGCGGGCUUGCAAUCAAAAGAUGCAAAGAGGCGCCAUCGGGCGUCACAUAAUUAGCCGCCACCUGAACACCAGAUGGACCUGCGAGCAUUGUUUCAAGAC